UCAGCCAAAGGAUUAUACAGGAAUAUUAUUAUAUCACGCUUAAGGGUUAGAUAAAAAAUCCUAAAACAGGCCGUUUCUGCAACAACGAUGGCAAUCUUCCACUGCACCGUCCUUCGACCCCACAGACGACAUCAAGGUCAAUAAUGCAGGAAUUGGUGGAGUUAUUGUAACAGAUCAUGAAGCAUUUAGAGUCUUCAUAGGAGGAGGGGUUAAACAUAAGAGGAUUGAAGUAUGUGGCAAUAGAUUCAUGGAUAUUUAUCAAUCGAAGAAAAAUCCAGAAUGAUACAAAUGCCACUUUUCCAGAAUUAGGCAACAAAUGUGUUUGUAGAUGUUUAGGGAAAGAAAGAAAAACAAUUUUUAUGAUUCGUACAAAUAACUGUUCUUGGACUGCAAAAAGAAAUAUUGUCCUCACCCAUAAUGCACCAAAGAGUUUAACAACAAUAAUUAUCGUGUAACAGAAAAGUAAUUUUGUAUAGUGCUUGGAAUCGUAUAACGGAAAAGAAAUUCUAUAUUAAAUGUUUUGUGUUAAUUCAUUGACAGACACCUCUCGUUUAUAGAGGUUUAAUUGAGGUUGACUCGGUAGCAACCACAUGUUCUUUUCCACAAUUUCAGAGAGGAAAACCUUUACACAAAUGUCAAUUCUUCAGAUAGAGAGCCUUCAAUGACAAACUUGCGCUAGCAUUUGAAAUAAUAACACUAUUUUGAGAAACUAAACAUGAUUAUCAACUAACCUUUAAACAAUUGUCAAUUCGGGAACAUUCUACUCACUUUGACACUCAGAUCGGAUUUGUCAAAGGUACACCAAUCUUGAAAAUUUGUGAUUAAUUUUUUUAUCUGUUUCUUGAAUCAAUAAAUUUGCAAUGGGUCCUUCAAUUGGAAACCAUUAUAUGAACCCCAUCGCCCCUUUGUUGCUUGUCUCCGAAAAAAACUACAUUAAAUUCUGACCAGUAUUGCCCACCUUUCUUGCAUCAAUUUAUUGUGUGAUCAUUGCAAUAAUUUAUAAUUUGGUUUUACUUAAUCUAAUUGGAGUCAUAUAUUGGCAAUUAUUUCACAACGAUUUUCAUCUCCUCAUCGUCCCAAUGAGGACCGAUAUGGACAUUUGAGGCACGUCCAAGAUUCCACUUAAAAUGGAAUUGAGAACCCAAACAAUAGAGCAUGUCAUGAGCUAUGGUUCACUCACUCAACUCCGUGAGAAGUUUGCACAUAUUUACGUACCCUAGGGGUGACACAUUCGAUUCCCCAAAACUAUGUGAGGAACAAUCAUCACCAUUAUCAUGUCAAGUCCACGGCCUAUCACGACAUUUUCUCUAGUCCAAGAUCAUUCAAGUGCAAUGGUAAAACUAUAAUGCUAAACCUUGCAAAACCAGCAAGGCCACCAGAAAGGGAAUCUAGAGCACCACAUAUAUUGGACUUCUCUUCAACCUUUUUGAUGACAAACAUGUGUUAGCCAAAGAAGUGGGUCAAAUCAAGAUAGUCUUGCAGGUAUUAAUACUCUUCAUAAGUUACCCACUUCUAUCAUGUGCAAUAGGGAUGUUAAGUACAAAAGUCAUUUUUGAAAAACACUUUUGGACAUCUGUAGGCACCAAUUUUAAAUUUUCCUUUGCAUUUUAUGCUCAAACUGGUAAGAAAAUUCCGAUUGUAAACCAAGGUCUAGGAAAGUUGGUUAGUUAUUUUGUAAUAGAGCCCCUUGACACUUGGGACUUCUUGUUAUCUAUCAAGGAGUUUGCAUAUAACAGUUUGGUCAACUGAUCUGCUGGAACUCGUUCCUUAGUGAUUCUAUCUAGGUGUUUCUUCACAACCCGUUGACUUCAUUUUGUUGCCUCUACAUUCUUGUUCAUUAAAAAUUUCAGAUUCCUUUGUCCAGCUUGUCAAUGAAUUUCAUGCCAAUAUGCGACAACAAAUUGUUUUGAGUAACAAAAUUAUGAAUUUAUUGCAUAUGCUCAUAUUAAGAAUCAUAAAUUUAUUAGAGGUUACAUUAUAAUUUGUAUGCAAGGUGAAAUUAGGGACUUGAUAUAACUAGAUUUUUUUUUUUUUUUGUUGGUUUUGUUAUUUUUGGCAAUGUUCUAUUUUUAGGGAUAUUUUAGUAUUUUAAUAUUUUAAGAUUUGUUUAAGUUUGCUCAUAUGUAAUCUAACAAUUCAGCUUUGGAUUAUUUAAUAAUAUUUUGAGUUUGCAAACUCUCUUCCUCUGUUUUCUCCCUCUUCGUUCUUGCUUUUUUCAAUCCCUCAGUCUCUAAUCUUCCUCAUUCAAUUUACUUCUCAUCCCUUCGUCUGUCUUCUCACCUCCUUUAUCUGGCCCUAUCCCAUUUUCUCAUUCUCAUCCCCUUCUUUCUUUUUGAUUCGUAAUACUUGUCUUCCGUCCGUUGAUGUUUACUUGCAAGAAUCACAAUUUUAGCACUUUUGAAUUUUUGUAGAGUUUGCAGUCAUUGUUGGAGCUGACUGGAUGAAAGCUCAAGUUGUAGUAUCAUAAAUGAGUUGAAUUUCUACAAAAAAAAAAUGUUUUUGAUAACUUUGAAUUUAUUUUACUAUGACAAUAUGUACAUAAAUUACUUUAUUGAUUCUGAUCUGUAAAUAAAUUACUUACACACUGCAAUUUAAAUAUAUGAACCUAUUAAAAAUUUCUUUUCUAUUCCCAAAUCUUUUGGCAAUCACAUGGAGUGCAAAAAUAAGAUUUACAGAUAGGUGCUAUCAGCCAACAACUUUGACGAUAUGUCAGUUCGACCCUAUAAAAUAAAUAAAGCUGGCAUGAGUAUAACGUGUGUGGUACUUAUCAAAAAAAAAAGAAAGUAUAACAUGGGUGGUGCUUAAUCCCAAGGUGGACAAACUCACCUCGUUGAGAUAAAGCUACAAUUUUUUAUAGAAUAGAGAAAUAUCUGUUACGAUUAAGUGAAAGAUACUGAGAAUAGAAAAAAGAAAAAGAGAUAAAAAAGAAUCAAAUUUAAGAAGAAAAACAAAGGCAAAACCACCGUAGGACAUGACUCAUGAGGGUGGCAAUUAAAUAAUUGACCCCCCAUUAUCAAGAAAGAGAAAAGGUCAACCCAGCUUGGGAUUAAGGCGGAUUCUCACAAAGUGAACAUCAUUCAGUAUCAACUCACAGCUCUAGUUUUUCAACAGAAAUGGAAGAGACCAGCAACAGUUCAACAGGAAAAAGGUUAGCUGUGGUUACAGGAGGCAACAAAGGCAUUGGACUUGAGAUAUGUCGCCAGCUAGCAUCUAAUGGAAUUGCAGUAAUAUUAACAGCCAGAGAUGAGAAGAAGGGUAUCGAAGCGACUGACAAUCUCAAAGUUUCUGGCCUCUCAGAUGUGUUUUUUCAUCAACUUGACAUAAAAGAUCCUGCAAGUAUUGCUUCAUUUGCAAAAUAUGUACAAACACAUUUCAAAAAACUUGAUAUCCUGGUCAAUAAUGCAGGAAUUGGUGAUUGGAAGAUUGUGAGUGAUGAGAAUGCGGAGAAAGUCAUAAAGCGACCUUAUGAGAUGGCAGAAGAGUGUCUCAAGACAAAUUAUUAUGGAACCAAAGGAGUAACUGAAGCACUUCUUCCUCUCUUGCAACUCUCCAAUUCAGCAAGAAUAGUGAACGUUUCCUCUGUUUACGGACAACUAAGUUAUAUCAACAACGAGAAGGUCAAAGAAGAGCUGCAAAAUGUCGCCAGCUUAACUGAAGAAAAAAUAGAUGAGGUGUUGCGGUGGUUUCUAAUUGAUUACAAGGAGAAUAAAUUGCAGGCUAAUGGAUGGCCCCCGUCUGCUUAUAAAGUUUCCAAAGCUGCCAUAAACGCCUAUACGAGGCUUAUAGCAAGGAAGUUUCCUGAUUUCCGCGUAAAUUGUGUUCAUCCUGGUUAUGUCAAAACAGAUAUUACAGGUAACAUGGGAGACUUGACUCCGGAGGAAGGUGCUAGAGCACCUGUAAUGGUGGCUUUGUUGCCUGACAAUGGUCCUUCUGGCUCCUACUAUGAUCAGAUGCAUGCAUCCAUCUUCUGAUUUAAAAAAAAAAAAAAAAAAAAAAAUCUGCAAGUAUAUGAGUUGGGGGAAAUAUAUAAUAAUCGUUGGUGAAUGAUAUUGUCUUGCUAUACUUCUUCUUGCUUUUUAAAGGGUUUGGAAUAACAUAAGUAACUUUAUAUUAAAUUAUAAGUUUGAUUAGUUUCUA
Molecule: messenger RNA, 4137 nt
Organism: Cornus florida
Lineage: Eukaryota; Viridiplantae; Streptophyta; Magnoliopsida; Cornales; Cornaceae
Product: salutaridine reductase-like
Exons: 7
Coding region: 3114-3971 (285 amino acids)
Cellular component (GO): membrane
Molecular function (GO): oxidoreductase activity, acting on the CH-OH group of donors, NAD or NADP as acceptor
Source: RefSeq, a predicted model, not a curated record